Molecule: messenger RNA, 1592 nt
Organism: Eucalyptus grandis
Lineage: Eukaryota; Viridiplantae; Streptophyta; Magnoliopsida; Myrtales; Myrtaceae
Product: laccase-14
Exons: 8
Coding region: 51-1442 (463 amino acids)
Molecular function (GO): oxidoreductase activity; copper ion binding
Source: RefSeq, a predicted model, not a curated record
UAUCAAGUGAUUGGUACAAGUUCUCCGAGAGAGAGAGAGAGAGAGAGAGAAUGGGUACAUUUCUAGGGUAUGCGUUCACCUUGACCCUGCUCUUUUGCAUAGCUCAAGGCAAAGUCCUCCGCUAUGAUUUCGUGGUAAAGGAGACACCCAUUGACAUGUUGUGUGAGACGAAUCGGACUGUAUUGACCGUGAAUGGUCUGUUUCCGGGGCCGAAGAUUCGUGCUCACAAGGGCGAUACCAUCUAUGUCAAUGUUACCAACAUAGGACCUUAUGGAGUCACUAUUCAUUGGCAUGGAGUGAGACAAAUAAGGUAUCCCUGGUCUGAUGGCCCGGAGAAUGUCACACAAUGCCCAAUCCCUACGAACUCAAGCUUCCUUCAAAAAGUCAUUCUCACCGAAGAAGAAGGCACGCUAUGGUGGCAUGCUCACAGCGAUUGGACACGUGCAACUGUACACGGCCCUAUAAUCAUUUUGCCUGUUGGUGGCACUAACUACCCUUACAAGUUUGACAAACAACACACAAUUGUGAUCGCUGAAUGGUAUGCGAGAGAUACGAAGGCCAUAAUUGAUGAGGCUCUUGCUACUGGGGGCGAUCCAGACUUAUCUGUGGCCUAUACCAUCAAUGGUCAACCUGGAGACACUUAUCCAUGCUCUAAUGGUUUGAUGUACAAUAUAACAGUUGUGCAAGGAAAAACGUAUCUCUUUCGGAUCAUCCACUCGGGGAUGAAUGAAGAGAUGUUCUUUGGCAUAGCCAAGCACAAUCUCACCGUAGUCGGAAUGGAUGGAGCUUAUUUGAAGCCACUUAAGACCAAUUACCUCAUGAUAACUCCUGGUCAAACAAUGGACGUUUUGGUCACCGCGAACCAAAGCCCUGGUCGCUACUACAUGGAAUUCAGUCCGUUUGUGGACACUGAUGCCUCGACCAACGAAAACGUCACAAGGGGGAUAUUCCAAUACAGCGGGCUCUAUGCAUUCGGCGAGCUUGAACAACAUAAGUUUUUGACUCCAUCGAUUAGCAUUCUCCAAGCAUACUACAAGGAAGCUGCCUUUGUGAGCACCGAAGUGUUGAUGAUCAAGUAUAAUGAGGAGGUCGAAAUAAGAUUUCAAGGGACCAACUUCGGAGCAGCGGAGAAUCACCCCAUGCAUUUGCACGGCUAUAGCUUUUAUGUCGUCGGAAUGGGCGAUGGAAAUUUCAGUGACUCCUAUGUAUCGCAGUAUAAUACAGUGGAUCCGCCCUAUAUUAACACCGUUGGACUCCCCAAAAACGGCUGGACAGCGAUCAGAUUCAGAGCCAAUAAUCCAGGGGUGUGGUUCGUGCACUGUCACUUAGAUCGCCAUGCAAGCUGGGGAAUGGACACGGUCCUCAUCGUUGGAGAGGGGCCAAACACGGACCAGAAGUUGCUUCCGCCGCCCCAACACAUGCCUCCUUGUUCUGGGCUUUAAUCAUGACGCCGUUUGCUUUGGGUUCAUAAGUAUAUUACUAUCGAAGAUUCGCAACUUUAGAUCAUUCUAAUAAGUUUCAAUUGUAAUCUUCAUUCAGAAUAAUGUAAUUUUCUUUUGAUAAGUAAUUCGAAAUGUAUUUGCACGAUUAGU